GAAAAGAAAGUAAAAAUAAGAAAAACGAAAGUGAAAAACUAGCAUGCGCGGAGGAUCACACGCACGCACGCCCCCACUGGUUCCUAGAUCCAACCACUCACCCAGCCCACCCCAUCAACGCCAGUUCAACCACCCGUCGCAUCUUCCUCUUCGCUCUCGCUCUCUCCACUCCGGCCCGCCUCCUCUCGCUGCCGUCGGACGCGGAGUCGGUGCAACUGGUGUCUUCCUCUGCAGCCCAUCUCAGUUCUAAACAUGCUUCAUCAUUCAAAUAGCCGCCACCAGAGGAACAGAGGGUCAAGGAUCAAAACAUUAGUCCAGGUCAUCUUACUUGUAGGUGUCGCUGUUUGGCUUGUGUAUCAGGUGAAGCAUUCCUAUGACAAGAAAAGUGAGUACUUCAAUGAUACUGAAGAUCAGCUCGCCCAUGAUGAUAGAAGCAUGUUCCAGGGAAGGAAAGAAAGAGUCGGCAGUUAUGGCGAUGGUAAUGUGGAAAAGACUGUAGAGGAUACUGAUGUAAGAAGCAAACCAGAGGAAGUGAAGAGUGGAGAAACUGUGUUCGACAAAGACAAUUCUGACUCUCAUGAAGAUGAUGCAAGAAACUUAGAUAGGCCAGAAGCUGAGGAACGGCAAACCAGUGGUGCAGAUGGUAAUGCAGAAGCACAUAGUGGCGAUGAAGACACGACAACUGGUCACUCUGCAGCAAGCAAGCAUGACGAUGAAUCCAACUCAUCUGAUUCUGAGAGUGAAGUCUAUUCAACUGGAGAUGAUGUGCCUCAAAACAACAAUGCCCAAGAGGAAAUUGCUGCUGAGGCAAAUGGGACAUCCCAUGAAGAAGUCGCUCAAAGUGAUGGAUCCACUAAUGGAGAUCAGAUCAAUGCAAGCAGUAAUGGAUCAGAUGGACAGCAAGCUGAGAAAAAGGAGGCCACGGAGUUUCAAGCUGACUCUGAAUCUCUUUCUGAUGGUGCCAAGGCUGGAGCAAGUGAUGAGCAUGCCAGUGAGACUCUUCCAGAUGAAACAGGCAACAUACCAUCGGUUCAUAAUGAAAAUCCCCAAAAUGGUGCAAGUGAAAACCAAGGUGAUGCAGCUUCCGUUACAUCUGAUCCUUAUGAGCAUAGCAAUGGUGAUACUGUUCAUAUAGAGAUUGGAUCUGAACAUGAAGGUGCGACAACAUCAUCUGGGACUGCAUCUGGUGACGCUGAGAAGGGUAAUUCUGUGGAGUCCAACCCAUCUGAUAGCAUAUCUGUAGAAGAAAAGGCUGGGGUUGCAUCUGGUGGCGAUGAGAAGGGACUACACAUGGGUACAUCCAACGAGGCGUCAAGCACCAAAGAAGCAAACUCUGAGGAAGGCGUUGCUGUUGUAACAGAAGUUUCCAUUGACCCAGCUGCAAAUAUGCAGACAGAGAACUCUCAGGGAGCAUCCGCUGCUGAAGUAGCAAAUGGUUCUUCGGAAGAGAUGAAGCCUGUGGAGAACCAGACUAAUGGAGCUACAAAAUCAUCCACCAAUGGUGAACAGAAUGAUAUCAAGAUUGAAAUCAACAUAUCAACCAAUGAUGAUCAUCAAGGUGGUGAUGGCAGUUCUGGGUCAAACAGCUUAAAUGGCAGCGGUCCUGAACAAACUGGCAAAAGCGAAACCCAGUGAUAGCAACAAAACGCAUAUGAACAUUGUAUACGGGAUUGUUCACGGACAUGAAGAGAAGCUACUGCACAUAGAAGAUUGAUUGUUCAGAUUGAUGUUACAUCCUUUAGUCUACCUCUUAAUACAAGUGCGCCAAUUGUUCAGACUACGUGAGCCAUUCUCUGAAAGAUGGUUUGCAUGCAUUUUUCUUGUCAAGUUGCUAUGUCAACCAUGUGGCUUUGGCUGUUAGAUAUUUUAAUCUCUGCAAGGUAACUGUCCAUUCCUUCGUUAGGCUAGCGAUAUCAGUUCUGUGCAACUGUGAGCAAAACACAAACACUUCGCUGCCGCUUGUUCCAGCAUAUAAUUUUUGUGCAUCUUAUA
This is a messenger RNA of Brachypodium distachyon (stiff brome), 1992 nucleotides long. Its product is annotated as dentin sialophosphoprotein. Bases 253 to 1635 code for a protein of 460 amino acids. The transcript is spliced from 2 exons. NCBI's taxonomy places the organism in Eukaryota, Viridiplantae, Streptophyta, Magnoliopsida, Poales, Poaceae. The record is from RefSeq and is a predicted model, not a curated record.